CUCCAGUUGGCAGGACUUCCCCAUCCUGCCCCCUCCCUCAGGGCUGCCAGGCAUAUCCCUGCCUGGGCCUCCUGGCACAAGAGAUAAAAUGAACAGGGCUACUCCCAGCAACUGGUCCAGCAGAUACCAGCAGGGAGGGAGCAGGAGAGAAGGAACAUGUCAGGGUGCUCACAGGAGUAGCUGGGGGGAAGUUUUGCUCUUUCCAGAUUCUUAAGCCAACAAAAGUGCCUUCAUCAUUUUUUGUCUGAAAGACAGAAAGCCCAGAAGGAGCCCAGAAGUAACAGUUCAACACAGGUGCUUCCUGCAGCCUAGUGGAUAAGAGGAGCGGCCUGCAGCCAUGGGACAGGCCCUGGGUAUCAAGAGCUGCGACUUUCAGGCAGCAAGAAACAAUGAGGAGCACCACACCAAGGCCUUCAGCUCCCGGCGCCUCUUUGUGAGGAGGGGGCAGCCCUUCACCAUCAUCCUGCACUUCCGCGCUCCAGUCCACGCAUUUCUGCCUGCCCUGAAGAAGGUGGCCCUCAUUGCACAAACUGGAGAGCAGCCUUCCAAGGUCAACAGGACUCAAGCCACAUUCCCAGUGUCCAGUCUGGGGGACCGAAAGUCGUGGAGUGCAGCGGUGGAGGAGAGAGAUGCCCAGUCCUGGACCAUCUCUGUGACCACACCCGCGGACGCUGUCAUUGGCCGCUACUCGCUUCUGCUGCAGGUCUCAGGCAGGAAGCCACGCCUCUUGGGCUGGUUCACAUUGCUCUUUAACCCCUGGAGUAGAGAGGAUGCCGUGUUCCUGAAGAAUGAAGCUCAGCGCACAGAGUACUUGUUGAACCAGAAUGGUCUCAUCUACCUGGGCACAGCUGACUGCAUCCAGGCAGAGCCCUGGGACUUUGGCCAGUUCGAGGGGGAUGUCAUCGACCUCAGCCUGCGCUUGCUGAGCAAGGACAAGCAGGUAGAGAAGUGGAGCCAGCCAGUGCACGUGGCCCAUGUGUUGGGUGCCUCGCUGCAUUAUCUCAAGGAGAAGAGGGUCCUGCCCACCCCGCAGACCCAGACCACCCAGGAAGGGGCCUUGCUGAACAAGCGCCGGGGCAGCGUGCCCAUCCUGCGGCAGUGGCUCACCGGCCGAGGCCGACCUGUGUAUGAUGGCCAGGCCUGGGUGUUGGCCGCUGUUGCUUGCACAGUGCUGCGAUGCCUGGGAAUCCCUGCCCGUGUGGUGACCACGUUUGCCUCAGCACAGGGCACCGGCGGGCGUCUGCUCGUAGAUGAGUACUAUAAUGAGGAGGGACUUCAGAACGGAGAAGGCCAGAGAGGCAGAAUCUGGAUCUUCCAGACUUCCACAGAGUGCUGGAUGACACGGCCUGCCUUGCCCCAGGGUUAUGAUGGAUGGCAGAUUCUGCACUCAAGUGCUCCUAAUGGAGGUAGAGUCCUGGGGUUCUGUGAUCUCGUGCCGGUCAGAGCAGUCAAGGAGGGGACACUGAGGCUGACCCCAGCAGUGUCAGACCUUUUUGCUGCCAUAAAUGCCUCAUGUGUGGUCUGGAAGUGCUGUGAGGAUGGGAAACUGGAGUUGACUGACUCCAACACAAAGUACGUUGGCAACAACAUCAGCACCAAGGGUGUGGGCAGUGACCGCUGUGAGGACAUCACUCAGAACUACAAGUAUCCUGAAGGGUCUCUUCAGGAAAAAGAGGUGCUGGAGAGAGUUGAGAAAGAGAAAAUGGAACAUGGGAAAGACAACGGCAUCCGUCCUCCCACUCUCCAGACUGCCAAUCCUCUGUACCUGCUCUUGAAAGCACCCAGCUCCCUACCCCUGAGAGGGGAUACCCAGAUCUCAGUGACGCUGGUUAACCACAGUGAGCAGGAGACAGCAGUGCUGCUGGCAAUCGGGGUCCAGGCUGUGCACUACAACGGUGUCCUUGCUGCCGAACUCUGGAGGAAGAAGCUGCACCUCACGCUCAGUGCCAACCUGGAUGCCAGAGAAAGCAGAGCAGUAUCAACCCCUCACAGCCUCAGUCAGCAUCCAGAACUCCCUAGAUGCCCCCAUGGAGGACUGUGUGAUCUCCAUCCUGGGAAGGGGGCUCAUUCACAGAGAGAGGAGGUACAGAUUUGGUUCAGUGUGGCCUGAAAACACCAUGUGUACCGAGUUCCAGUUCACGCCAACACAUGUGGGGCUCCAGAGGCUCACUGUGGAAAUGGACUGCAACAUGUUCCAGAACCUAACCAACUAUAAAAAUGUCACCGUGGUAGCCCCUGAACUUUCAGCUUAAAUUUCCAGCUCUAUCACCACUCUCCUGCCAACCCUUGCUCUACAGUCUAAACCAAACAUGUGCUAGGAAGAGAAACUUUGCGUCUCAGUGUUUGUGUUGCUAUAAAGGAAUACCUGAGGCUGGGUAGUUUAAAAGAAAAGAGGUGUAUUUGGCUCACAGCUCUGCAGGCUGUACAAGAAACAGUGAGGGCUUCAGGAUGCUUCUACUCAUGCAGGAAGGUGAAGGGAGCCAACGUGAGCAGAGAUCAUAGGGCAAGAAUGGGUGGCGGGGGGUGGGUG
This is a messenger RNA of Cercocebus atys (sooty mangabey), 2530 nucleotides long. RefSeq names its product erythrocyte membrane protein band 4.2 (gene EPB42). NCBI's taxonomy places the organism in Eukaryota, Metazoa, Chordata, Mammalia, Primates, Cercopithecidae. Gene Ontology annotation, molecular function: protein-glutamine gamma-glutamyltransferase activity. Gene Ontology annotation, biological process: peptide cross-linking. The transcript is spliced from 12 exons. Bases 338 to 2110 code for a protein of 590 amino acids. The record is from RefSeq and is a predicted model, not a curated record.